CUGCCCCUUACUGCAAAACAGCAAGAGAAGGAAAUCAAGGAGCCACACCUGUGAUUUACCGGAUAACCACAGCAGGGUCAAUAGACAGACCGAGUUCCCAGAAAAAAGCUGCAGGCAUCUGAGGAUAAGCCACUUCAAACAGCUUUUACCUUAAAGCCGACCUGGAAGACUUUGACUUCAAGUUACAAAGGUUGAAGGGGGUUUCUUCUGUUCGAGAGGCACCUGUUUCUGAAGAGCUGAGGAACCACCAGGGAGGGAGCAGGCCAUUAGCCAGCUCUUCUCUCCAGGGAAGAGGAGUGGGAAGACCUCAAAAUGUCCUUCUCACCCUGUUGAAAAUAAUAGGAACAAGGGACCAGGAAGGAACCUUUGUCCAGAGUGGGAUUUCGGAGUGAAAUAGAUCCUGUAUUCGGUCUUCCAGCUUUAUCCCAAUGCACAUGAAAUUCCUCUGGAGAACAGGACAUGUGCUGCUCCUCAAGUCACUUGAUGCCUCAGUGUUUUGGACACCCAGAAUAUUUGCCUCCUCUUUUCUAGUCAAUCCUGAUUCAUGAAAUGGACUAAAGCUGAAAAAUCAUCUACUUCUGUGUCUGUGAGUUUGCGACACAAUUGGGAUGGUCUUACGUGCAUACAGCUAGACUCGCUGCAGCUAUGAGUUCAGACGAGAAGGGCAUCUCCCCUGCUCAUAAAACGUCCACUCCAACCCAUAGAAGUGCCUCCUCUUCAACGUCCUCCCAAAGGGAGAGUCGGCAGAGUCUCCAUGUCCUGGAGAGGACUGCUUCCUCUAGCACCGAGCCCUCCGUGAGUCGGCAGUUGCUAGAACCAGAGCCAGUCCCCCUGUCUAAGGAAGCUGACAGCUGGGAAAUUAUAGAAGGGCUGAAAAUAGGCCAAACCAAUGUCCAGAGACCAGACAAACAUGAAGGCUUUAUGCUGAAGAAAAGAAAAUGGCCUUUAAAAGGCUGGCACAAGCGUUUUUUUGUCCUGGAUAAUGGAAUGUUAAAGUAUUCAAAGGCACCACUCGAUAUUCAAAAAGGGAAGGUCCAUGGGAGCAUUGAUGUCGGGCUCUCGGUCAUGUCAAUUAAAAAGAAAGCUCGGAGAAUAGAUCUUGACACAGAAGAGCACAUCUAUCAUUUGAAGGUGAAAUCCCAGGACUGGUUUGAUGCCUGGGUCUCCAAAUUGCGCCAUCAUCGAUUGUAUCGGCAGAAUGAAAUUGUGAGAUCACCAAGAGAUGCUAGUUUUCACAUAUUUCCUUCAACCUCCACAGCUGAAUCCUCACCAGCUGCUAAUGUUUCCACUGUGGAUGGAAAGGUGCAACCAAACAGCUUUCCCUGGCAGUCCCCUUUGCCAUGCAGCAACAGCCUCCCUGCAACCUGCACCACCGGCCAGAGUAAAGUGGCAGCCUGGUUACAGGACUCAGAAGAAAUGGACAGGUGUGCGGAAGAUCUUGCACACUGCCAGUCAAACCUUGUGGAACUUAGCAAACUCCUGCAAAAUUUGGAAAUACUUCAGAGAACUCAGUCAGCACCUAAUUUUACUGACAUGCAGGCUAACUGUGUAGAUAUUUCAAAGAAAGACAAGCGGGUCACAAGACGAUGGAGAACAAAAAGUGUCAGCAAAGAUACAAAAAUACAACUGCAGGAAGGGCCAUCUGCGAAGGGCCAGUUCAGCACCAGUCGGCGCCGGCAGAGGCUAGCGGCAGCAGUGGCUACAACAGUUCCUUUCAGUGCUACCAUGUCACCAGUCCGCUUGCAUUCCUCCAACCCCAACCUUUGUGCAGAUAUUGAAUUUCAGACUCCCCCUAGCCACCUCACUGACCCUCUGGAAAGUUCAACGGAUUAUACAAAGCUUCAAGAAGAAUUUUGUCUAAUUGCACAGAAAGUGCAUUCUCUUUUGAAGUCUGCAUUUAAUAGCAUAGCUAUAGAGAAGGAGAAGCUUAAGCAGAUGGUUUCUGAGCAGGAUCACAAUAAAGGCCACAGCACACAGAUGGCUCGGCUCCGACAGUCACUGUCUCAGGCACUCAACCAGAAUGCUGAACUAAGGAGUCGGUUGAACAGAAUACAUUCAGAAUCUAUUAUUUGUGAUCAGGUUGUCAGUGUAAAUAUUAUUCCUAGCCCCGAUGAGGCUGGUGAGCAAAUCCAUGUCAAUCUCCCCCUGUCACAGCAAGUAGCCAAUGAGAGCCGCCUGUCCAUGUCAGAGUCUGUCUCUGAGUUCUUCGAUGCGCAAGAGGUACUCCUGUCUGCAAGCUCAUCAGAGAAUGAGGCUUCAGAUGAUGAGUCUUACAUCAGCGAUGUGAGUGAUAAUAUAUCUGAAGACAACACCAGUGUCGCAGACAACAUUUCUCGGCAAAUCUUGAAUGGGGAGCUUACGGGAGGGGCCUUCCGAAACGGACGUCGGACAUGCCUGCCAGCUCCCUGUCCGGACACCAGUAACAUUAACCUCUGGAAUAUCUUGAGGAACAACAUUGGUAAAGAUCUAUCUAAAGUCUCUAUGCCUGUGGAGCUAAACGAGCCACUGAACACUCUGCAGCAUCUCUGCGAGGAGAUUGAAUACAGUGAGCUUCUGGACAAGGCUUCAGAAACCGACGACCCCUAUGAGCGCAUGGUUCUUAUUGCUGCAUUUGCAGUUUCAGGAUAUUGCUCCACCUAUUUCAGAGCAGGAAGUAAGCCAUUCAACCCUGUCCUUGGGGAGACUUAUGAAUGCAUUAGAGAGGACAAAGGGUUCCGCUUCUUCUCAGAACAGGUUAGCCAUCAUCCACCCAUUUCUGCUUGUCACUGUGAAUCCAAGAAUUUUGUGUUUUGGCAAGAUAUCAGAUGGAAAAACAAGUUCUGGGGGAAGUCGAUGGAAAUCCUGCCUGUUGGAACACUGAAUGUCAUGCUUCCAAAGUAUGGAGAUUGCUAUGUGUGGAACAAAGUCACCACGUGCAUACACAACAUUCUCAGCGGGAGGAGAUGGAUAGAGCAUUAUGGAGAAGUAACCAUUAGAAAUACCAAAAGCAGUGUUUGCAUUUGCAAACUCACAUUUGUCAAGGUGAAUUACUGGAAUUCGAAUGUGAAUGAAGUCCAGGGGGUUGUGAUGGAUCAGGAGGGGAAGGUGGUACACCGGCUGUUUGGGAAGUGGCAUGAAGGGCUCUACUGCGGCGUGGCCCCCUCCGCAAAGUGCAUCUGGAGACCAGGUUCCAUGCCAACCAACUAUGAGCUCUACUAUGGCUUCACGAGGUUUGCUAUUGAGCUUAAUGAGUUAGACCCUGUACUAAAAGAUCUCCUUCCACCGACAGACGCCCGGUUUCGGCCAGACCAGAGAUUUUUGGAAGAAGGAAAUGUGGAAGCUGCAGCAGCAGAGAAGCAAAGAGUGGAGGAGCUCCAGAGAUCUCGAAGACGAUACAUGGAGGAAAACAACCUGGAACAUAGACCAAAAUUUUUUAAAAAAGUGAGUGAUGCCAAUCAAAGAGAAGCCUGGGUUUCUAACGACACCUACUGGGAGCUGCGAAAGGACCCUGGGUUUAGCAAAGUAGACAGCCCUGUUCUUUGGUAAACUGCGAAUGUUGAGCUAGCCAACAUAUCACGCUCUGAAUGAAUCAAUAACUAUGCACAAGUAUGUUUCUUAGAGCUGCGCGUGGUUUCCGGGUCGACUGAGAACCGACCAUUUGCUUUUCUAUCCAUCUUUAUAAUGGACUUUCAGAAGUGCAUUAGACAAGGCCCCUAACCACUCUUGGAUCCUUUCUGUUUUGCUGCAACCAUGUUCCUUAAAAAACAUCCACACCCUCCUCGAAAAGAAGGAAAAAAGGAGCAGAAUAUAAAAUCCAAAGUCUGAAGAGUUUGUAAAGAAAAACAAACUGUAACUGGUGCUUAAAGCUGAUCCAGAGAGUUUAAAGCAACACGACAUAUAAACCACGCUUUUGGUCCUUUUUCUGGAAGCGCCACUCCCUCAUCUUAAGAGCUCCUGGGCCACGGCAGCCGGUCAGCUCAUACUGAGUGUCCGUUCGAUGUGGUGGACUUGUGCUGGCCUUGUCAAAACAGCCGUGAUGCUUCUCAGAACUUGUUCCAUCUGUACGCCAUUAUUCAUGCCUUAAGAAAUGCAAAGAUGUACAAUAAAUCAUUUUUUAAAUGUAUGCUCAUAGGUUUUUGUGAAGGACAGGUCUUUUGAAUCAUGGCAUGAUUCACUUUCUGGGAUCAGAACAAUUAUGAGACUAACUUAAAUGGAUUUUAAAAAGUAAACAACACAUGCUUUACUUUGAUACAUGGGUUACCGUAUUGGAUACUGAAGGGCAAGAAGGAAAAGGUGUGCUGAAGUAGAUCUCUGUGUUCAUAUUGCUCGUCAGUUCCUGUCCUACGUCCAGAUAAUAAACCAUCCCUCUUCCACCCAGCCUCACAGUGUGCCCUAUUAUUUGGCAAUAUCUGUAUUUGAUUUGAACACUUGGCAUCAGUGUUAAAACCUUGGAACGAAAUAAAAAGCAUAUGGAAUUUC
Equus quagga is the source of this 4458-nucleotide messenger RNA. It is a transcript of the gene OSBPL6, whose product is annotated as oxysterol binding protein like 6. The coding region runs from base 646 to 3525 and encodes 959 amino acids. The record is from RefSeq and is a predicted model, not a curated record. The transcript is spliced from 28 exons. Gene Ontology annotation, molecular function: cholesterol binding. Gene Ontology annotation, cellular component: plasma membrane; cytosol; perinuclear endoplasmic reticulum. Lineage: Eukaryota; Metazoa; Chordata; Mammalia; Perissodactyla; Equidae.